UCGACUAAUUCAUUACAAACACCGUGGAUGUUUCGGCAUUCAGCUGAAACAGAGGCCAACGGUAAAAUCUGUGUGUUUUUGGGGAUUUCAAGGAAGAGAAGUGUGUGAGCGAUGAAGAGGGGGAGGUGAGGAAGAGGUAGCGAAGUGUCCAGACCUGAGAGGUUCUCUGAGUGAGAGGCAGCAGCUUACCGAAGGUUUCCUGCUCCUCAGGCGAUCACGUUACGCGUGGCUCGUCCCGAAUGAAGCUCAGGUAGAUGAGGAACGAUGGAGACGUUCUCCUGGAUUCUCCUGACUGGAAGCUUCUAUUUGCUUGUUCUCUGUCAACAUGAGACUCAGAGCAACUUCACCUUCAGCAACUCAUCAUCACCUCAACCCCACAGAGACCCAGAGGAGCAUCUCCAGAAAACCUGGGGCCUUCAGUCCAGGACUGCCGUCCAGAACUCCAAAGUCCUCAACAAUCCCUCGGUUCCUCUAUCGAAGCAGAAGCUUUGGGAAAUCCUCAAGUCCAACUCCAACCCGUCGGUAAAAAUUAAGCUCCAGCCCAUCAUGAAAGUUCAAGGACUCUCCAAACUGUCGAGGUUGUUCAGCUGGGGCGACUUUUACUCCAACAUCAAAACCGUCAAGCUGAAUUUGCUGAUAAUGGGGAAGAUUGUGGAUCACGGCAACGGCUCUCUUGGCGUCUACUUCCGUCACAACUCCACGGGUGUUGGCAACGUGUCGGUCAGCCUGGUCCCGCCCAUGAAGGAGGUGGAGUUCGACCUGGAGCGCCAAAGCGUGGUCCACCCCAAGGAGUCGAAGACGUUCAACUGCAGGGUGGACUACGAGAAAACCGAACGCAGCAAGAAGGUGAUGCUGUGCAACUACGACCCGUCGAAGACGUGCGACCAAGAGCAAACCCAGAGCCACAUCACCUGGAUGUGCUCCAAACCUUUCCAGGUCAUCUGCGUCUACAUGUCGUUCUACAGCACGGACUACCGGCUGGUCCAGAAAGUCUGUCCGGACUACAGCUCCCAGAUCCCCCCCUACCUGCCCACAGGGUAAACAUGAGGCCAGGUGACGAGGAUGAAGGGAGGAUGAAGGGAGGAUGAAGGGAGGAUGCAGUUUGAGCCAUUCAAAACUUUGUCCUAAAAUAUAUGGAAUGCUGUUUGUACCGUAUGAGUCAAAUAUUAACAGCAAUAAUUUGGAUUAUUUAGCCUGUUGUAAGCAGGAAAAAUAUGGUUCAAUUUCAUAUUCACACCAAAUUAUUCAUUCAUUAUA
This is a messenger RNA of Poecilia latipinna (sailfin molly), 1257 nucleotides long. Its product is annotated as neurexophilin-1-like. Gene Ontology annotation, molecular function: signaling receptor binding. Lineage: Eukaryota; Metazoa; Chordata; Actinopteri; Cyprinodontiformes; Poeciliidae. Bases 265 to 1041 code for a protein of 258 amino acids. The record is from RefSeq and is a predicted model, not a curated record. The transcript has 2 exons.